Molecule: messenger RNA, 1220 nt
Organism: Pteropus alecto (black flying fox)
Lineage: Eukaryota; Metazoa; Chordata; Mammalia; Chiroptera; Pteropodidae
Gene: XRCC2
Product: X-ray repair cross complementing 2
Exons: 3
Coding region: 1-927 (308 amino acids)
Biological process (GO): DNA strand invasion; double-strand break repair via homologous recombination
Cellular component (GO): replication fork; centrosome; Rad51B-Rad51C-Rad51D-XRCC2 complex
Molecular function (GO): four-way junction DNA binding; ATP binding; ATP-dependent DNA damage sensor activity
Source: RefSeq, a predicted model, not a curated record
AUGCCUCCUCCAGAUUCCUGCCACAGACCCCAGCCUUCUCUCCACAUCUGGUUUGAGUCUCAGGUCCCGACUGGCCUCCAGGACGAUCUGUUUGAAAUUCCGCUCCUUGUCCGACUUGAAGGGAGAAGUUCCUUAAAAGAAAUAGAACCAUGUCUGUUUGCUGAUGAAGAUUCACCUGUGCAUGGUGAGAUUCUUGAAUUUCAUGGUCCAGAAGGAACAGGAAAAACUGAAAUGCUGUAUCAUUUAACAGCACGAUGUAUACUUCCAAAAUCAGAAGGUGGACUGGAAGUAGAAGUCAUGUUUAUUGAUACAGAUUACCACUUUGAUAUGCUUCGACUUGUCACGAUUCUUGAGCACAGACUGUCCCAAAGUUCUGAAGAAGUAAUAACACACUGCCUUGGAAGAUUGUUUUUGGUGCACUGCAGUAGCAGCACCCAGUUACUUCUCACACUUUACUCACUAGAGACCGUGUUCUGCGGCCACCCCUCCCUGUGCCUUCUGAUCUUGGACAGCCUGUCCGCCUUCUACUGGAUAGACCGUGCCAACGGAGGAGAAAGCGUUAGCGCACAGGAGUCCACGCUGAAGAAGUGUUCUCAUUUCUUAGAGAAAGUCGUGCGUGAGUAUCGCUUGGUUCUCUUUGCCACGACGCAGAGUCUGAUGCAGAAGACCUCGCAUGCGGCGGCCGGGCCUUCCUCCGCCUUCAGCCUCCUGGGCGCCUGCGCUGGCGCUGGCGCUACCGCUGCCGCUGCGGACUUCCGGCCCUACCUCUGCCUGGCAUGGCAGCAGGCGGUGCAGCGCAGAGUGUUCUUCUCCAGAGAUGAUUCGGGACCCAGGAACCAGUUUUCUUUAGUCUCACGUCAUUUAAAAAGUAACAGUUUAAAAAAACAUUCUUUUAUUAUUGGAGAAAGCGGGGUUCAGUUUUGUUGAUACGUAUCGGAAUAGUCUUGUAGGAUAUUAUGUCAGUUUAAAAAGUCUUUAAUAGGCUAAAGUGAUUCGGUUAUGAAAUUUUAAACUAAGGGAAUUGACAAACCAGUAUUUCCACACAAAAUGGAUUUCUUAUGAAGUAGUACAGUAAAACCUCAGAAUAUUCUGUUCCUAGGUCAUUGAAAGUUAAUCAAAGUGACAUUAACAAUUAAACUGUAUAAUAAGCUUGUUUUAAAACUAAAUAAAUAAUAUACAUAUUUCAGCCCAAAUAAAAUAGACUUUUAUAACUUCGCACA